Miscanthus lutarioriparius is the source of this 921-nucleotide messenger RNA. NCBI's taxonomy places the organism in Eukaryota, Viridiplantae, Streptophyta, Magnoliopsida, Poales, Poaceae. The record is from the annotation of a GenBank genome assembly.
AUGGGAGGUCAAUCCCCUCUUAAGGCCGAGGAAGGCAUCAGUGCAAUCAAGGAACUGUGCCAUGCAGCCAAAGCCAAGGAGAACAGGGAGUUUGGUGCUUUCAUUGCUGCCUCUACUGCAAGCAUGAUGGUGGCGUGGUACUUCCUCUCUCCAGAUGGCAGAGGAGCAUACAAUAUGCGUUACAUCAUCCCGAUGCUUCUUGGCUUUGCAUGUCUCACCAGUGAUUUAUCCUUGAUGCUGCUGAGUCAGAACAUCAUUGAUCUCCAGGAAGACCUUGUUGUUGAUGUCCAACUUGUGGCCUCCAAAUGGCUUUCCUUGUUGUGCAGCAUAUUACCUGUGCUAACUUUGCUUAGCUCCUUGGUGCUUUCGGGGUAUAAGGUCUAUAGGUACAUUGGCCUCAUCAUUCUUGGUUUGGUGAUGACACCACUUGCUUUUCUGCGAUGGUACAUUGGACGCAACGUUGAGGGCAGCGGCGAACAAGUGGACAAUGAGCACAAGGAGCAGUUAGAGGCAGCCUUCAAGUUUAUUUCAGCCAUCAGCAACUCUGCGUUUGGUGGUUUGGUUGCCUUGGUGGUUAACUACAACAUCACGGGUUAUUCAGGAAGCACUAAGGGUGCCGUCCUCGCUGCCAUCUUCAUCUUGUUUACUACUGGCAUCUUGGGCCUUCUCUCAAUGGAGAUCCGGACGAAGGUACUAGAGAUCAACAACUCAAGACUUCGGGGAUCCAUCAUUAAAGCAAUGUGGUUCAUAAUUAUAUUUAUGCUUUUAUUGCUGUCUGGUGCAGCCCUCGCAGAAGUUUUUGCUAUAGUUGAGUUCUGGACCUUUGCUGCAUUCCUGCCUUUGGCUUUGCUUCUGCUAUCUACCUGUUCCCUGAGCGCAGUGUCCGUGUACCCAGGAACAAUAAUUCCAAUGAGUACCUGA